AAAGUUAUAGAAAAACUAACCUUUCAAUGUACACCAUGUGGGAAAAUUGUUUUGUUUAUAUUUUAGAUGUUGUGUAAUUACAAUCAAUUGUUUCAUUAUAAUUUUUAUAUUUAUAUGCUGUAACAAUCUAUAAUGAUAUAUUUCUAGUAACGGUAUCUGAAUUGUUCCAAAAUAGUGUAUAUAAGUAUAUUUUUAUUUGUUUAAUAACAAUAAGUUGAUAUAUGAAGAAGUCAUAGAUUCAUAGUGUUUUUUUAAAUUCUUCAUACAUCUAUUGAUAAAAACUAGUUCAUAUCCCUCGAUUAUGUUACUAAGUAAUACAUUCAAAGUUUUAUUAAGAUCUGUAAAGCAUGACGAAUUGUUUUUUGCAAUAAAAUGGUAUUCAAAAAACUCAGACAAUGGUGUUGAUAUAAAAAAAUUUCCUAAUUUGCGAAUUUAUAAAGAAUUAAUAAUGAAAACAAUGUAUUUGAACAAUCAACAAGCUAUAGAAUUUCUUAAAGAAAAUACUCAUGUUUUUCGAGUACCACCACAUAAAAUUGUUGAAAUCAACAAACUUUGUCAGAGCUACAGAGUUAACAUGAAUCACAGAUAUAAAGGGAACUUGGAGUUAUUCAGUUUAGAUAAAAAUGAAAUAGAAACAAGAAUAUUUAUAUUACGAGAAAUAGGAGUAGAAAAUAUAGUUCCAGUAAUGUUAAAUAACUCUAUUCAGCAUGUAAAUUUGAAGUUAUUUCGAGUUUUUGCUCAAAUUAAUGAACAUAUAGAUAUGGGAGAAAGAUUAUAUUCUUUUCUACUUGAACCCUCGACCUUGAUGCCUCCGUUUAAAAAUUUGGAUGAAAAUGUAUCGAUAAAAACUUAUCGCUACCAAUGUUUAUCACAUUAUUUCCAAUGGAGGUUAAAAAUACCACCAGAAGAAAAACUCACAAUAGAUAAACUUGUUACCAAUACAAUAGGUCAUAAUUUUGCUAAAUUACGUAAAUCUUUCAGUGUUUUACAUGAGGUUGUUGGAAUUCCAAUUGAUUUGAUGAGAAAUCCAUUUUAUUUGAAAUAUUGUUCGCCAGAUGAUUUGAUAUGUAUUAUUGAACGCAUAAAAACAAUUUGUAACGUGCCUAUUAUCGAAUUAAUCCAAUCAACACCGACACUUUGUGGAAUGGAUUAUAAAAAUGUUGUUGUAAUAAAACAUCUUUUAGAAAAAAAUAAAUAUUCUGAAGAACAGUUGAGAAACUGUCCAAAAGUUUUAUUGGCUGAUAGUGAUGAAGUAACGGACAUACUAAAUAUUAUAAACCAAAGAGCAGACUUUAGAAUUUUUCAUAAUCAUCCACAAAUUUUGGAUAUUUAUUUAUUAGAGGAUGAGUUUAAAUUAAGAAUGGGAUAUCUAAAGUAUUUAAAUAUUCAAACAGCUUCAGUUUCAUUGUUUAAAAAGCCCACACUGGCAUUUGAUAAAAUCACCAGAUCAGGGAAAUUUACUUUUGACAUUAAUGAAAUAUAUUGGAUUAUUAAAAAAUUCUUAUCAAUUGAUAAACAAGAAGUUAUCCAUUUAUUAAAAAAACAUCCAUUCUGGAACAAAAUAGAUCUAUUGAUUAUUUAUGAAACUCUUCAAUUUUUAACAAGUUUCUUCGAUGUAAAUGCAAUUAAAAAUAAUUUUACAGUUGUUCUCUAUUCUAGAGCAGUAUUAGAAGAAGUGUUGAUAGAAAUAAUAAACACUCAUCAUGUAUGUUCAUUUGAAAAUCCAUACACAACAACUCAGAUUUUGGCAUUAUGUGAAUAUGAAAUUGAAAAAAACUAUCAUUUUACGGGAGAUGGAGUAUGGGAGAAACCUAAGAAAAUAUCAAACUCAUCUAAUCUCUCUCUACAUCUUAAAACUAUUUUAAUGGAUGAGACAAACAGGAAAAAUAUGUUUAAAAAUAAUCCUUAUGAUUACUUUAGUAUUAGUCAAUAUAAAAAUGAUAAUUUCAAUAAUUAUAAUAAACAUAAUCAAUGUGUAAAUAAGAUUCACAACAAUAAUGAUAAUUAUGAGGAGACGAACGAAGCUCAUAAUUGUAGUCACAAUCAUGAAAAAUAUUAUGAUCAUAAGUAUAGAAACGAAGAAUACAAUUCUAAGCUUCAGUUAAAUAGUACAAAUAAAACGUAACUGAUUAAAAA
This is a messenger RNA of Chelonus insularis, 2136 nucleotides long. RefSeq names its product mitochondrial transcription termination factor 5 (gene mTerf5). The coding region runs from base 302 to 2125 and encodes 607 amino acids. The record is from RefSeq and is a predicted model, not a curated record. The transcript is spliced from 6 exons. NCBI's taxonomy places the organism in Eukaryota, Metazoa, Arthropoda, Insecta, Hymenoptera, Braconidae.